CUGGAGCUGUCUUUAUUAACGCAUCGCUGGACCUGCUGUCAAUACGUCUAAAUCAUAGUGUUACCUAUUACUGCAAAGCAUGGGUGGAUUUACCUAAACUUGGACUCGCUGUAUAUGGAAAUGGGACGCAUGUAUAUUGCCUAAUUCUCCAACUCCCACACCUGUGACUGUGACAGCAAACCCCUAUAAUAAGGGCACAGUUAUGUGGUCAUUGGGAUUGGGUUGUGUCUUGCUAAUCAUCAGCAUUGCCUGUGUUAUUCACAUGCAUAUUAAAGGACACUGGAUAAAACCUAAAGCAAAAGAAGUCAUGGUUGACGCUACCCAUGGAUCACCCUGCCCUGAAACUCAGGAAACUGUUGUUUAUGCAGCAUUAAACAUUCCUCGGGACAGUGUGAAAUCAAGAAAUGAGAACAGUGCAGCUCUGGCAGUCUCUUCAGUGACCUGCACAGAGGACUCAGUGACAUACUCUGAGGUCCAGAUAAAGAAAGGACCAAAGGAUGCAGGUUGAGCACUGUAAUCUCUUUCGCCUUGGAUAUGGGACAGGGUGUUUUAAUGGGACUUUAAGCUUCUGGUCCUGUUUGAUUUUGUCAAGGUAUUGCUGUAAAUACUAUAAAAUGUUGAUAUAGUUUUCAAUGUUUUUCUUCAUGCAAUACUCAUGAAGGCUUAAUUAUUAAGUGCUGUUGUUAAGGCUCACAUUUGAGUCUGUUUUAAGCCGUAUUGUGCUCAAGGUAAAUGUCUAUAUUUAAGAUGCAAUUAUACAAACAUCUGAUAAAA
This is a messenger RNA of Rhinichthys klamathensis goyatoka, 774 nucleotides long. RefSeq lists its product as uncharacterized. Lineage: Eukaryota; Metazoa; Chordata; Actinopteri; Cypriniformes; Leuciscidae. The record is from RefSeq and is a predicted model, not a curated record. Bases 203 to 508 code for a protein of 101 amino acids. The transcript is spliced from 5 exons.